GCUGUUCGCUCGGUGCGACGUGAGUCCCAGCUCAGAGCUUAUCCUGUGUUCACCGGCGCUACCGCCCCCCGACGUGAGAGAGCGAAGUUCUCGGGCCGCGCUUACUCCCUACCUGGGUGCCCUCCCCCUCCGGGAGCCUGGGUCCCCGGGGCGGUCGCGGCGGCUGCAUCCUCAGGCCAGGCCGCGGGGGGAGGGGGCGGCACGGGCCUCCGAAAGCGGGGCCAUGGAGCCCAGAGAGUCGGGGAAGGUAGGACUGGAAGGCCCGAGGGCCGCCCGCUCCCUCCCGAGGAUCCCUGAGCCGGGCUCGGGCGAGGCGGGGCGGCUCGGGUGGAGGCCCCGCAGAUGAGCCAGGCUUGCAGGGAAGGACUAGCCGGCCCGCCCUCUCUUCCCGCACUUCGGCGCCCGACCCCGGGAGGGUGGCGGAGAGGAGCGGACGCUCCCGUUCGGUGUCCACGCAUCCUCCCCGAGCUGGCGAGCGGCCGCUGGGUCGAUGCUGGGUUGGGUGACCCCCGAGUGGAGCGAUGCGAAGGUGCUUCCUGUUUCCCUCACGACCUUCGGCGUUUUGAAGAGGCCCGGCUAAGGCUUGGAGUCUGGAUCGGACGCCAGUGGGAGCUGCAGGGUGGGACGCUUGAGGGCUUGGCCCUGCCUAGAUCCUCCUUCCCAAGAAAGGGCUGAAAAGAGAGGGCAUCUGGCAUGCUUUUUGCCACUUCUGUUUCUAGGUUAUGUACUUCAUGGAAUAUCUGGGCAUUGCUUAGAAACCUGUGUCAUAAAUUGGCUUUGGGCUAGAGGCUUUGAGUUGGAAGAAAAGGUGGAAAGAAAGUGCUUGGGGGCGGAGUUCAGGGAUUUGACGGGAUUGCCAAGAGCUUCCAGGCCGUGUCUUCCAAGACCAGUGUGGUUGUGGGCACAUUAGCUCGGAGACAGUGGCAGCCUCUUGGGACUAACAUCUUUCUGGAUGUUGUUUGCUGCCAGUUCUCGAGUAUUGUUUCUUAUUUGGCACAGAGGAGAAUUCUCUCAACAAACAUUUUCGACUGUUUAUUGAGUCCCUUAAAAAAUUGUCCAUUUAAUAAACAUUUGUGAUCUGUGAUUUGCAUUGAACGAGAUGCUGGAAGUAUGAGGAUAAAUAGGAAAUGAUCACCUUUCUCAAGGAGCUCUCCUGCAGUUUUCACUUCAAUAACUUGGACACGCCUGAACGGGCUGUCCCACACGAAAAGAGAGAAAAGGAUAAUGAGGUUCUUUUGAUGCUGUAGUUUUUCCUGGGAAGACUAGGAAGGACUGUGAAUUUCAAAAAAGGUGAUUUCUCGCAUGAGCAUCUCUUCCAUCUUCCCUCCCUCCACAAGCUACAGUGAUGCAUGUUCCAGACACGGCACCUACAGAGUACACGGUCCAAGACAAUAAAACUCAACAAAACCCAAGGAAAGAUGGAGCUUAUGGCCCUUACGCUUUAGAAAUAUCCCCAGAUUGGUUUAGAUUGAACCUGAAUUUGAAUAAAGAGAAGCAAAAUGUAGGAGGAAGAAGGAUUAUAAAAUAUUGGGAUUGAUAUUGGAAUCAGUGAUUUGAAGUUGAUUUCCAAGCUAUUCUGUUCAGUCAGAGGCUUUCUUAGCCUUUAAUGGGAGAAGAGAAAUACGGUCAUGCGCUGUAUAACAAGGUUUCCAUCAACACCACUCUCACGUACAAUCCCCUGAGACUACAGUGGGGCUGAGAAAUUCCUAACACCUGGUGACAUCUUCAUGAUCCUGACCCUGUGUAGGCUUAGGCUAAUGUGUGUGUUUGUGUCUUAGGUUUUAAGAAAGCUUAAAAAGUAAAAAAAAAAAAAAAAAAAAUUUAAAAAUAGAAAACCUCAUAGAAUUAGAAUAUAAAGAGAAAUACUUUUUGUUGAUGGAAUGGUUUGCUGGAAAAUAAAAAUACAAAAAUAUUUAAAGAAAAAUAUUGUACAGACGUACAAUGCGUGUUAAGCUAAGUGUUAUUACAAAAGAGUCAAAAGUUUAAAAAAUUAAGUUUAUAAAGUAAAACAAUUACAAUAAGCUAGGGUUAAUUUAUGAUUGAAGAAAGAAAAAUUUUGAUAAAUUCAGUGUAGCCUUAGUGUGCAGUGUUUAUAAAGUCUACAGAAGUGUUCAGUCAUGUCCUAGGCCUUCACGUUCUCUCACCACUCACUCACUCACUCACCCAGAGCAACUUCCAGUCCUGCAAGCUCCAUUCAUGGUAAGUGCCCAAUACAGAUGGACCUUUUUUUUUUUGUCUUUUCUACCAUAUUCUUACUGUACCUUUUCUGUGUUUAGAUAUGCAAAUACUUACCAUGUGUUACAGUUGCCUACAGUUUUCAGUACAGUAACAUACUGUGCAGGAUUGUAGCCUAGGGGGCAAAAGGCUAUACCAUAUAGCCUAGAUGUGUAGUAGGCUGUGCCAUGUAGUUUUGUAUAAGUACACUCUGUGAUGUUCCAUAAUGACAGAACUGCCUAAGGACACAUUUCCUAGAACUUAUCCCUGUUGUUAAGCAACGCGUGACUGUACAAACAUUUUGGGAGGUAGAGGAGAAACCUGAUUCCGUGUCCUGUCCAACAACUAAGUGAAACCUCAGAGACUGGAAAUUUCACCCUUGAUUAUAAUCUUGAUUUUAGGGUAUCUCAGAAAGGUGUUCACCCUUCCCAAGUACAGUUGUUUUCUAAUAUGGGAAAUGAGAACUUCAUACAAGAAUGAAAUAAAGUAAUUACAAAACCAACUGUCAGUGUAAGAUGUGUUGCAAAUGAGUGACAAGGAAUAGCGGUGCUGUUCUACAACUCCACUCCGAACAGCAUUCUUAUGGCUCAGAACUGGGAGACUACCUCGUGAGAUAGUGGUUUGGUCUAUUACUAGGCUCUUCCUUGGGUGCUGUUUUGUGGUCUUUAUUAACUAAGAGCCAUCCUGGGCCAUUGGAUUGAUAUCCCACAUUGAAUGUAGGACAUCUUGCCUGUCAUUGACAGAAUAAUGGAUAAGGGCCAGACUUUUCCCCAUCAUGUUCUAUCCCAUGAUCCUGUUUUAUUUUCUUCCCAACCCUUAUCACUAAACAAAAUUCUCAUGUUUAUUUAUUUACAUAUUUGUUGACUUGACUCUUACAUCCCCAGCUAGAACAGUGGAGCAGUUCCUGGCACUUAAUAGGGUCUCAGGAAGGAAUGCUCCUAAAAUAGCAUCACUACAGGAGCCCUUUUGCUGCACGGUGUGGGUGCUCUGAAGAACACUGCAGCCCGCCACCUCAUGUGCCUCCUAGGAGACUGUGCUGUUGAUGCCCCCAAAGAGAAGUCUAUAUGUGUACUUGUUGCUGUAUGUAUUUGUUGCCUCAAUGUUUCUGUUUCCUGGCCGUCUCUAUCUUUCCUGUACAAGUGACUGAUACUCCUUUCUAAUUUUUUUCUGAACAUGGUUCCAUUAUUGCACUUAUAUCUUAGUUGUCUGUCACCUCCUGAUAGAUUUUAAUCUCAUAUCUUUGAAUUACCAUGCAUCAGGCACAUAGAAACACUUAAGUAAUAAAUGUGUGUUGAAUGAAAAAAUGAAUUAAAUGCCUAUAAAAUACUUUCCAUAUAACAUGGUUGUGGGGAGAAGGGUGGUGUUGAUGAAGGAAGUUAUGAAAUCAAGCAGCAUAGAUUUCCUUAACACUGGACUCUAGGGGGGAUAUAAAGCCUUCCUUGCUCAGGAGAAGGAUAAAUGCUUGGGCCAGGUGGUUAGGAAGUCCUUCCUGAAAGAGAACAUGAAUCAUGACUUUAUGGGUGGGUGGAUUCUAAGUUGGUGGGAGGAAGUGGGCAGUCAGGAUCUAAAGACUGGGAGUGUGAGAUAGGCUGGGUGAUUGCAAUGAUAUGAAUCUGGCUGGAGGAGACAUUCCAAGUGAGGCGAUGCACAGAGCUAAAGUUAGGAAGUGGGUUAGAUUCAGACUGAGGGGACUUUGGUGCUAGACUGAGAAGUCAGACAGCUUUACCCUGUAGAGAGGGACUGGGAACCGCUAAAAUAGAACAUCGAGAGAGAUUCUUUGCAUUACACAUAGAUGAGGAACUCCUCUUAUUCACGCAGAUUUGUGUUUUCUUUACAUUGCAGUCACCUGGAAUCAGAAGGCUCUUGCUAUAAUAUUGCUGAAGAGAGAUACCAGGUGUUAGUGUUAUCACUCUUGCUAGGAAGACACUAUUAUCCAAAUGGACAGUCCUAGCCGUGCUCCUCCUCAGGUGGAGCUAACGUGAUGGGUUCCUUGGCCCUUAUGCUCACCUGUGCAUGCCCGGGAAGGAUGGGCAUGAAGAGGGACCCCGGCAGUCCUGAAUCACAAGUGUUUUAACCUGCCCCAAUCUGGACAGGCUGCCCUCCCAUCCCGGGAUACAGCAGUCAUCCUGAAUCUGCCUUCAGCCUAAUCUUGGGGUUGUCUUCAAUGCUUCCCCACAUUGGCUGUCCCUAGGUUGUAUCUCAUGGUGACUCCUGUUUGUCCGCUUUCUUUUAGUGGAGCCUGUCUUCCAAUCGGUUUUUGGAAAUAUUUCAUUUUGCUUUGGAAGACACUCGAGCAAACAGUUAUUUAAAUGUACACAUUUGGCAGUACAAUGCCAUUUUUGUUUUUAAAACUGUUCAUACAUGUUCAUAGACUAAAGACUGGGAGGUUAUAUACCAAAUAUUAACAGAUUCUUAGGAAAGAAGGGUAAUGAAAAGUAGUUCUUUUUCAAUAAAGGGAAUGUAGGUGAUCUUAAUACAUUUUUUUUCUGCUUAUUUCUAUUGUCCAAAUUUUCUGCAGUCAACAUAAGAAAAAUCUAUUAUAAUAGUGACCGGUAAGAAUGAUUGAUAUCAUUUUCCUGAAGAAAUGUGUACUGUUGAGGUUAAAAUCGAUAUUCCACCUACUUUAAAUGGCAUGCUGUUAUUUCCCAAUGUUAUUUUUCUUUGCAGUGAGAAAUUUGUUUUUUGUUGAUGAUUUGAUUUAUUACUUUUUAAAAUUUCUUUAACUAGGUAAUGUUUUCAUGGCACGAAACUUAAAAUGAUAAACAUUUCUACUUCUUUUUCUGUUGAUUUCUUUUAUAACACUUCGUUGCGUGGCUGCGGUACCUUACCUCUUUGAUGGUAUAGCUUGAUGAUAGUUUUUUUUAAGUUUUUUUCUCCAGGCCUCCCCUCCAUUUUCUUAGCAACCUGCCCCCUCCCGCACCCCAACGCCUCCCGUCUAUUUUGGUCUCUAUAGUCCCUGUUAGAUCCUUUCCCCAAGUGUCUGGUAGUCCAGUCUGCUGACAUUUAGUGGUGGAAGACCAAAAAUCUAAUAGCUCUGUGCUUGUGCGAGGGAGGACGGGCUUAUCAGCUGGAGCCUCAUGUAAAGGAACCUGGGGAGGCAUUUGUUGGCACACAGCCCUCCCCUAGUUCUUGUUACAUUGUGCUGCCUGCCCGCCCUCCCAUGCUGGAGGUUUCCCGUGCUGGAAGAUGCCAAGCCUUUGAGGAUGCAGAGUGUACCUUGGGUGGUUCUCCGCUUUGCCCGCUGCUGGGUGAGGGUUUGAUUUUCUUGGAUCUGCUGAAGUGACUGCUUUUUCAUCUGCUUCUUGGUUUUGAAGAGCGUAUUGCUGUCAUCUCCUUGUUGUGCCCCCUAUUAUAGUGGGGGUUUUGUUUUGGGGAGGGGGUCUUUUAAAUUCACGGGGAAUAAACAAAAUUAAAUAGGCUUGUUUAAUCUGCCAUCUUAAUCUGGAACUCCUCCAAACACUUUCUGAACUCCCUACCCCGUAGAGCCCCUUUACAAGCUACACGGGAUGUAGAUCUCAGCCCCAAAGCAUUGCCUGUUUUCGUCAUCGACUUCAUUCACAGACAUAGUUCUAAAUGACUUUCAGCUAUUUCUAGAAAUUAGACACAUCUUCCUAAGCGAAGGUUUACCAUGUUUAAGGUUCCAUGAAAGCAUGUGCCCUAAAUUGUUGCCCAGCCCCUGGCUGAGAAGGAACAGGCGUGUGGGAGGCGGGCGAAGAGCACGCAGGGAGGGGACGGAGAAUCUCCUGAGCCAGCCUCUUUCACGGCUUAGUUUUGUUUCAGUGCAUGGCACUUCCCAGAAGAGACGAGGCUCCUUCUCACUGUGAUCUGUACCCAGGUGGGGAGAGAUGGGGUGUGGGCCAUGCAUGUAAAUUGACAACACCCCUCCCCGUGUAGGGUGCCCUCAGGUGGUCAGGAACACUUUUGGAAGAUAAAUCUAAGGAAGAGGGUGGUACUUAGCAGCUGUCAUUUUCCUUUCAGGCUCCUGUGACGUUUGAUGACAUCACUGUGUACUUACUCCAGGAGGAAUGGGUGCUGCUGAGCCAGCAACAGAAGGAGCUCUGUGGUUCCGACAAGCUGGUGGCACCACUGGGCAUGGUAGAAGCAACAAUCAGCAUUUUGUGGGUGGAAGGACUGCAGCUGGGGUGAGUCUUCCUGGGCCAGCUAAAAGAGUUUGAAAACCACUGAUUCUUCCAAACCAGAAGUUGCAGAAUAGCAGCUCAUGGGCCAGGACCAACUGUUGCCAAUCCUGAGCUGUUCUGUAAAUUCGGACGAGGGCCAGAGCCAUGGCUUGGCAGCGUCCAGGGCCAGAGGAGCCUUCUGGAGCAUCACCCAGGAAAAAAACAGAAGGGCUACAUGGAAGAAAUGGAGGUGCAAGGUCCCACCAGGGAGAGUGGACAGUCCCUCCCGCCUCAGAAGAAAGCCUGCCUUUCCCACCUCAGUACAGGCAGUGGACACAUCGAGGGAGACGGGGCAGGAAGAAGCAGGAAACUUCUGAAGCCCCGAUCCAUCCAGAAGUCGUGGUUUGUGCAGUUUCCGUGGCUGAUCAUGAAUGAGGAGCAGACGGCUCUGUUCUGCUGUGCUUGCCGAGAAUACCCCUCCAUCAGGGACAAACGGUCAAGACUAAUAGAAGGUUAUACAGGACCAUUCAAGGUGGAGACUCUCAAAUACCAUGCCAAGAGCAAGGCCCACAUGUUCUGUGUCAAUGCCUUGGCAGCAAGGGACCCCAUCUGGGCAGCCCGGUUCCGGAGCAUCAGAGACCCACCUGGUGAUGUCCUGGCCAGCCCGGAGCCACUCUUCACUGCAGAUUACCCCAUAUUCUAUCCCCCAGGGCCUCUGGGAGGAUUUGAUAGCAUGGCUGAGCUCCUGCCAAGCUCAAGAGCUGAACUAGAGGACCCUGGGGGGAAUGGAGCAAUUCCUGCAAUGUAUCUAGACUGCAUUUCAGAUUUGAGGCAAAAAGAAAUCACUGAUAGCAUCCACAGCUCCUCAGACAUUAAUAUUUUAUAUAAUGAUGCAGUAGAAUCCUGCAUUCAGGACCCUUCUGCAGAGGGGCUGUCGGAGGAGGUUCCUGUGGUGUUUGAGGAGCUGCCGGUGGUGUUCGAGGAUGUGGCAGUGUAUUUCACCCGGGAGGAGUGGGGCAUGCUAGACAAGUGGCAGAAGGAGCUGUACAGAGACGUGAUGCGGAUGAACUACGAGCUGUUGGCAUCCUUGGGACCUGCUGCUGCCAAGCCAGACUUGAUCUCCAAACUGGAGCGGAGGGCUGCACCCUGGAUCAGGGACCCAAAUGGGCCAAAGUGGGGGAAAAGUCGUCCUCCAGGGAACAAGAAGAUGGUGGCAGUGAGAGAGGCGGACACACAGGCCUCGGCUGCAGACUCCGCGUUGCUUCCAGCCUCUCCCAUGGAGGCCCAUGCCUCCUGCUGCAGUUCGAGCAUUUGUGAGGAAGGAGAUGGACCUAGGAGAAUCAAGAGGACAUACAGGCCCCGUUCCAUUCAGAGGUCAUGGUUUGGGCAGUUCCCAUGGUUAGUAAUUGACCCCAAAGAGACCAAACUCUUCUGCUCAGCCUGCAAAGAAAGACCUAAUCUCCACGACAAAUCAUCUCGGUUAGUCAGAGGUUACACGGGGCCUUUUAAAGUGGAGACUUUAAAAUACCAUGAAGUCAGCAAAGCGCACAGGCUCUGUGUCAACACGGUUGAAAUCAAGGAAGACACCCCUCACACUGCCCUCGUUCCAGAGAUCUCCAGCGACCUCAUGGCCAACAUGGAGCACUUUUUCAAUGCCGCCUACUCCAUCGCAUACCACUCAAGGCCCCUGAAUGACUUUGAGAAGAUCCUGCAGCUCCUCCAAAGCACCGGGACCAUGAUACUAGGCAAGUACCGCAAUCGCACGGCGUGCACUCAGUUCAUCAAGUACAUCUCGGAGACCCUGAAGAGGGAGAUCCUGGAGGACGUGCGGAACUCGCCCUGUGUGAGCGUGCUGCUGGACAGCUCCACCGACGCCUCCGAGCAGGCCUGCGUGGGGAUUUACAUCCGCUACUUCAAGCAGAUGGAGGUGAAAGAGUCCUACAUCACUCUGGCCCCUCUCUACAGUGAGACAGCAGAUGGGUACUUCGAGACCAUCGUUUCUGCCCUGGAUGAGCUGGACAUCCCCUUCCGGAAGCCUGGCUGGGUGGUGGGGCUGGGGACGGAUGGCUCAGACAUGUUGAGCUGCAGAGGAGGCCUUGUGGAAAAGUUCCAAGAAGUCAUCCCGCAGCUGCUGCCUGUCCACUGCGUGGCCCACCGGCUGCACCUGGCUGUGGUGGACGCCUGCGGGAGCAUCGAUCUGGUGAAGAAGUGUGACCGGCACAUCCGCACCGUCUUCAAGUUUUAUCAGUCCUCAAACAAGAGGCUGAACGAGCUGCAGGAAGGUGCAGCGCCUCUGGAGCAGGAGAUCAUCCGCCUGAAGGACCUGAAUGCGGUCCGCUGGGUGGCCAGCAGGAGGCGCACGCUGCACGCGCUGCUCGCGAGCUGGCCCGCCCUGGCCAGGCACCUCCAGAGCGUGGCAGAGGCUGGGGGCCAGAUUGGGCACCGGGCCAAGGGGAUGCUGAAGCUCAUGCGCGGCUUCCACUUUGUCAAGUUCUGCCACUUCCUGUUGGACUUCCUGAGCAUCUACAGGCCUCUGUCCGAGGUGUGCCAGAAGGAGAUCGUGCUGAUUACAGAGGUGAACGCCACGCUGGGCCGGGCCUACGUGGCACUGGAGAGCCUCCGUCACCAGGCGGGGCCCAAAGAGGAAGAAUUCAACGCCAGCUUCAAGGAUGGGCGGCUCCACGGCAUCUGCCUGGACAAACUGGAGGUAGCGGAACAGCGGUUCCAGGCGGAUAGGGAGAGGACGGUCCUGACGGGGAUUGAGUACCUCCAGCAGAGGUUUGACGCAGACCGACCCCCACAGCUCAAGAACAUGGAGGUGUUUGACACCAUAGCCUGGCCGAGUGGGAUCGAACUUGCCAGUUUUGGGAAUGAUGACAUUCUCACCCUGGCCAGGUAUUUCAAGUGCUCCCUCCCAACAGGAUACAGUGAGGAAGCUCUGCUGGAGGAGUGGCUGGGCCUGAAAGCCAUCGCCCAGCACCUCCCGUUCUCCAUGCUCUGCAAAAACGCCCUGGCCCAGCACUGCCGCUUCCCCCUGCUGAGCAAGCUCAUGGCCGUGGUGGUCUGUGUGCCCAUCUCCACCUCCUGCUGUGAGCGGGGGUUCAAGGCCAUGAACCGGAUCAGGACUGAUGAGAGGACCAAGCUCUCCAACGAGGUGCUCAACAUGCUCAUGAUGACAGCUGUGAACGGCGUGGCCGUCACGGAGUACGACCCCCAGCCCGCCAUCCAGCACUGGUACCUGACCUCCUCAGGCCGGCGUUUCAGCCAUGUCUACGCCUGUGCCCAGGUACCAGCCCGCUCCUCUGCAAGUGCCAGGCUCAGGAAGGAGGAGAUGGGAGCCCUCUAUGUGGAGGAGUCCGGGAUCCAGAAGCCACCCAUCCUGCCCUCCAGGGAAGCAGUGGAGGUUCUAAAGGACUGCAUCAUGGAGCCUCCCGAGAGACUCCUGUACCCCCACACCAGCCAGGAGGCCCCGGGAUGUCCUGAGGAACAGGGAGUCCUUGGGACUGCCUUGGAGACACCUCUGUGAUCACUGGGACAGGCUCUGCAGAUUCUAGGCUGCCCUAGGAUCUUCUGCUGGUGGCGAUGGUCUCUAAGCACCAGGAAGUGGGCAGUGGCGUCCUGGAGCAGCAGGGGUAUUAGGAGGUGCAUGACCUGUUUCCUGAGGCCCCACUCAGCACAGCCAUGGCUCACAGCACACAAAUGUGCCAGAAGGUUCUAUAUCUCAAGUUCAUUUUUAAGGUGCUCCAGAAAAUAACCCCAUCGUGAAAGGUUUCAGCCCCUGAGUUCUGGUGGCAAGAGGAGUGUCCUGGUGGGGGAGACUGUUGGACAUCCUGGGGAAUGUUCCAGGGAGGCUGCCCACAGCCUAAGUGGGAAUGGGAAAGGCCACUUUGUUAGACGGGGAGGCUGCCCUUGCUCUGCAAGAGCCCCCAGAGGCAUUGUUCUGGGACUUCUACCCUGGCUCCCGCAGCAGAAGCAGUGAGGCCUCAGUCUCGUGCGGAACUCUACCUCUUCCCAGGGCUUCCUUUAGGGCGAAACAAUCACAAGCCCUUUGCACAGAGCACCCAAGAAAGUUCUCUUCCUGCAGCUCCACAUGGUGGAGCUGGGCUCUUCUGGCAGGGGGUCUGGUGCUUCCCGCAGAGCCGAGCCGCGUUUGACCCGCAGCAUGCCCGGCCUGGUUUCCUCAGGAGAGGAGGGGACCAAGUUGGAGCUGGGAGGCUUGGUAUGCAGCCCCAGCUCUGCUGCAGGCAGUGAUCUGAUUAAUCCCUUCCUCUUUGUGCCUCAGUUUCCCUCUCCAUGAAGUGGCAGCAGAGAAUCCAAGUGCCUGCUGACUCCCCAUCUGCCCUAGGAUUAGAGAAUGAGAGCCUCGAGCUCCCCGAAAGACCUCUGGCUGCAGUGUGGACUUAGCUGCCUUCCGCCCCAUUCUUGUCCUUAGUGGGACAGGUAGGAAUUUGUCUCCAAAGUCCUUGCUGUAGGAGUUGCUCUCUGAAUGCACCAUCUACACGACAGGCUAGUCCACUCUUCUCCGAGCUGCCCUGGGGACUCUGCACCAGGAUCUCCAGGGCCCACUGACACAUCCCCGAAUGGGGGCUCAGUGACAAGGGCUUUGAACAAGCUCCUCCAGGGACUUUGGGCCUGCUCCAGCUUCAGAACCACAGAACCACCGCCCUAGAGGCACAGAGGGGCUUCCGGCACUGCUAGGUUCACACCCUCCUCGUCCAUCUUCCUUCCACCUAAAGUGAAGCACUUUUCCUUCCAGGGGCAGCUCCGUCUUGGCAGGCUCAGGAGGCCGCUUAUCAGGAGGGGGAUGAUUUUGUCUAGGUUCUGACUUCCUUAACCAUGGGCAAGAAAUAAGGAAAGUCAGAGGGCAGGGUUUCUCUGCCCUGCCUGACACUUGUUUUAAACAGGCAGGAAGUGGGCGCCAUCCAUCCCAGCUUGCUCGCUGCCUGGCUUAGGCAGGUCCUGUGCUGUGCCGCAGGCCCCUGUGGGUGGGCCCUUUCUCCAUAGUCUGCUGCUUCCCAUUCCCAGGGUAGAUGCUGGCAUCUGAGUACCUGAGUACCCUUCCUAUUCCCAGGGUAGAAGCUGCUGUCUGAGUACCCUUCCCAUUCCCAGGGUAGAUGCUGGGGUCCGAGCCCCUCCCCAGUACUGCAGGUGCCCUAGUACUCCACAUGCCCUUUCAUCCCCACCCCAGCACUUAGCCUUAGCACUGUUGCUUUCCUGUCAUUUUCAGUUCUAGUCAGGAAUUCCUUUCUUGCUUUCUGCCUUUGACCUGUGGAAAUGUCUCCCAGCCCUGUGGGUCUGGCGGUCAGAGGGACCCCACAGGCCUGUGGUGUGGGAGCUCUGGGAGGUGUUACUAUCCGCGUGGCUAAGACAUGCACAGGCCUCCUUCUCCCCAUCACCGUCUCCAUGGGCGUUCAGGAACUUGCCCAGGUCAGGCACUGUGGAUGUGAACUGGUGGAAGGGGAGGGAGAAAGGCUUUUUUAGGUGGGGCUGUAGCCUCUGCCCUACCCACAGGGAUUCCCAAGCGUGUUCCAGCACACACGCUUCCUGGGGCCUCUUCAUCCUUGAAGAAUCCCUCAGAGCAGGAGGCCAUCCUGUGAGCAGCCGUGAGUGGGUCUCUGUGGGAGCAGUUCUGGAGCUGAGGUGGAAGUCAGGGGAAGCACCUCACCCUCUCCACGUCAGCAUCAGCGUGCUCCGAGGACACCAGCAUCAGCGUGCUCCGAGGACACCGUCCAGUGCCUUCCUUAGGUGGUGGGAAAGGGGGUCCCCUUGCAGCGGGGCCACUGAGAAUGCUGCUUGUCAUAGAAUCUGCACUACCCGAUUUCUCGAGGGGCGCAGGCCUGCUCCGUUCCCCUUUGUCAGCCAGUGGCCGAGAAGGAAGAAGAUGACUGCCAUCUCAUUCCUGAGCUUCCUCAUUCAGGACCCCGUGGAAACACAGUGAGCGUCCUUAUCAGAGGCCCCUGGCCCAGGCUCGCCCCUUCGCUUUGUUUGGAGAGGCUGGCUGAGUUUCGGCCCCUAGUGCUGGAGACCCCCUUGUUGGAGAGGCUUCCUGUUUAUGCCUCACAAGAAGAAAAACCGCAGGGCUCUGGGAGUGGAAGCAUGCACUCCCGCUUUGGCUGGAGUCCCAGCGCUUGUCGCCACCCUCCUCCUUGCCUGUAGUCUUGACAGCAUCCGUAUGUACAUGUCAUGGCAUUUCCCCUCCCUCUCCCUGAUGACUGAUACCCAUCGGGUCUGACAUUCCAAGUAACCAGUAUGUAACUGGUAGUUUGAUCCCAGUAGCCAUAGCGACUCCAGGUGGGAGUGAGGGAGCCCAGCCCCCUGUCCUGGAAGAUACCUUGGAGUAUGUGACCGCGCUCCAGACCCUUGCUUCUCUCUCCUGCAGUGGGUGAGUUUCUAGGGUGCUAAGUACCUAUCAGAACAGCGUGGAGGGGCAGGCCCCUCAUACAGGUGUCUGCUUAGCCAGGUACACUAACUGUGACUGGCCCAGGGAUGUUCUCUCCUCCAUUUUCAAAGAUGAAAGGAGGUUUUAAAAAACCAUGUUUGAUUCCUAACCUUUUGCUACCUGAAUAAAGCAGAGUCUAUUUCAACACA
Messenger RNA from Pongo pygmaeus (Bornean orangutan), 12920 nucleotides. It is a transcript of the gene ZNF862, whose product is annotated as zinc finger protein 862. Gene Ontology annotation, biological process: regulation of DNA-templated transcription. NCBI's taxonomy places the organism in Eukaryota, Metazoa, Chordata, Mammalia, Primates, Hominidae. Gene Ontology annotation, molecular function: protein dimerization activity. The record is from RefSeq and is a predicted model, not a curated record. The coding region runs from base 6568 to 9858 and encodes 1096 amino acids. The transcript has 8 exons.